Messenger RNA from Epinephelus moara (kelp grouper), 3949 nucleotides. RefSeq names its product oocyte zinc finger protein XlCOF6.1-like. Gene Ontology annotation, biological process: regulation of transcription by RNA polymerase II. The annotation marks the transcript as partial. Gene Ontology annotation, molecular function: DNA-binding transcription activator activity, RNA polymerase II-specific; RNA polymerase II cis-regulatory region sequence-specific DNA binding. The transcript has a single exon. The record is from RefSeq and is a predicted model, not a curated record. NCBI's taxonomy places the organism in Eukaryota, Metazoa, Chordata, Actinopteri, Perciformes, Serranidae. Gene Ontology annotation, cellular component: nucleus.
GUCCAGCAGCUGUUGGUGGUUAAAGAAGAGGUUCCCCCUGAGCAGCAGGAGUGGAGCUCCAGUGUGGACCAGGAGGACCCAGAGCCCCCACACAUUAAAGAGGAAGAGGAGGAACUGUGGAGCAGUCAGGAGGGAGAGCAGCUUCAAGGGCUGGAGGAGGCUGAUAUCACCAAGUUCCCAUUCACUCCUGUCCCUGUGAAGAGUGAAGAUGAUGAAGAGGAACCUCAGUCUGAGGGACACCACUGUGGAGGACCAGGACCAGGACCAGGACCAGGACCAGUGCCUAGAGACUCUUCUGAAGCUGAUGUAGAGGACUGUGGAGGACCAGGACCAGACAGGCACUCGCAUCCGGAUUCAGAUUUACUACCAGACACUGAAGACUACUCCCUGAACUCUUCUGAGACUGACGACAGUGAUUGGUCACAAUCAAAUGAAGCCCAGUCGGGCGUGGAGGGUCAGAAACACAGUGACUCCCCUGAGGGCGAUUCGUCAACAAAGGAGAGACCGUUUCCUUGCUCCUACUGCGGAAAAAGAUUCAGUCUGAAGGGAAACCUAAACCGACACAUCAGAGACCACACAGGUGAACGACCGUUUCCCUGCACCGGUUGUGACAAGUCGUUUAAAGACAGCGGGUCGUUGACGGCACACAUGAGGUGUCACACCGGAGAGCAGCCAUACAGCUGCCUGUUCUGCGGGAAGAACUUCAGCGGCCGAGGGAACAUGACCCGGCACAUGAGGAUCCACACCGGAGAGAAACCCUUCACCUGCUCAGUGUGCAGCAAAAGCUUCCACGUCAAAGAGCACCUCAACCGACACAUGAAGUACCACACCGGCGAGAAACCCUUCAGCUGUUCCGUCUGCGGGAAAGGUUGCGCCCAGAAAACGGACCUGAAGAAGCACAUGAGGGUCCACACGGGGGAGAAACCCUUCAGCUGUCCGUUCUGUGGGAAGUGCUGUGCUGAGAAAGGAGACCUGACCAAACACAUGAGGGUCCACACAGGGGAGAAACCGUUCAGCUGCAACAUCUGCGGGAAAAGCUGCGCCCAGAAGGGGAGCCUGAAGAUCCACAUGAGGACGCACACUGGAGAGAAACCCUUCAGCUGCUCCGUCUGUGGCAAGUGUUUUACCGUGACGGGACAUUUAAAGAGACACAUGAAGCUGCACACCGCCGACAGUCAGCAGGCAGACGGACGGGAGGCCGACAGUCAGCAGGCCGACGGACGGGAGGCCAAGGCCACAAACUCGUGUUCAGAUAAAGUCAGACAGGAAGCCGAACCUGGGAAAACAUCGUGAUGGUCCAUCAGUCAGGAGACACAGAAACAUUCGACUGUUACAGAUAGGGUUUCCACGGUCAGGUAGGUCCUGGAAAAGUUAUUUCCAGGCCUGGAAAUGGUACGGAAGUAACUGGAAGCUGAACCUGUAAACACAUUGUGAUGGUCCGUCAGUCAGAAAACACGUUAACCAAGCUCCUCAUGACUUGACUGUCACAGUGUUCCAGCGAGGAAGGUCCUGGAAAAGUUCUUUCCAGGCCUUGAAAUGGUUUGGAACCAAACCCAAAAACACGUCUGACAUUACACGACAUACGUUCCUCAUAUCAGUAAUUUAAAAUCUAGCGCGACCCUAUGUGACCCUAUGUUGGAACAUCACUGGUAUCACGUGAUGACCAGAUUCAAAAUGUUGCAGAGGCCACGUCCCUUUUUGGGAGAAGGAAGCGUGUUGUGACAUCAGCAGAGAAACAGGAAGUUGCCAAAUGCCGAUGUUCUCCCCAUCUAGGCAUGGGUUUUGUGAGUCAACUGUACAGUUGCUGAAGCUAAUUAACUUAGCAUUAGAUGUCAAUUGUACGAGUUGUUUAUCGUUCAGCAUUGUUUAUGGAUCUAGCACCGUUAGCUGCGAGCUCAGACACCUCCACCUCUGGUUUCGCCCUGUUUAACACUGUUAGCACUGUUAGCUGCGAGCUCAGACACCUCCACCUCUGGUUUCGCCCUCUUUAACACCGUUAGCACUGUUAGCUGCUAGCUCAGACACCUCCACCUCUGGUUUCGCCCUGUUUCACACCGUUAGCACUGUUAGCUCAGACACCGCCAUGUUGAGAACCGUGUGCAUACAAUCUGACUUUACGGCAGAACAUGUUGUUCACAUGAAUCGAGUCACAGAUCUGCAGCUUUGAUCCGACCAAUGGGAGGAGAGAACGGUGUCACCUGACUGAUCACAUGAUCCGAGGGUCAGUCUGACGGACACACAGGUUGUUAACAGACAAUAAAGUUUUAUGAAUCACCUCAUAUUAUCAAAUACCAAUAAUGUUUAUUUAUUGGCUGCAGUUGAGUCAUGUGAUGUUUCUGAUGUCAGAGGAAACAGGAAGUGAAGAAGGAGAAACCGGAAGUGAAGGAGAAGAAACAGGAAGAUGUGUUUACUGUUGAUCUCGUUCAUGUGAUGAUGAAAUAAAAGUGAUCAACAGAUGAAACUUUAUUUAAAACAGGUCUCUAGCAGUGUGUUGUUUUCACCCUUAGUUCAGUCUGUCAGGUGUUGAGGUCAGGUAGAUGGAAUCUACGGCGAAUCAGCUGGUCAAUAUUAUAAUUAUUAUUAUUAGCAUUAGCAUCAUAAUCAUUAUUAGCACUAGCAUUAUCAUUAUUAGCAUUAUUAUAAUUAUUAUUAGGGUUAGCAUCAUUAGCAUUAUUAUUUUUCAAUUGGCAUUAUAAUCAUUACUAUUAGAAUUAUUAUUAGCGUUAUUAGCAUUAAUACUGUAUUGGCAUUAUUAUCAUAAUAAUCACAAUCAUUAUUGUCAGCAUUACUACUAUUAUUAUUAUUAUUGUUAUUAUUAUAAUUAUUAUUAUUAUUAUUAUUGGGGUUCUGCUGACAAGAUUAGAUAAAAUAAGAUAAGAUAUACUUUAUUGAUCCACCAGGGGGGAAAUUCAAGUAUCACAGCAACACAAGACAAAAUCAAAGGAUAUUAAAUAACAUAAGAAGUAAAAAUUUAAGAUAAUAAUAGAUAAAUAAAAGAUAAAAUAAAAUUGCUACAUCAGAUGAAUAAAGUGACUAAACAAUGGCAGACAAAGUGUUGAAUGAAAUAAAGUGACAGGUGGCAGAUAAAGUGUCAUAUUGCACGGGUGCAAGAUAGGUCCGUUCACAGCUGGAUGUAUCUUUUUUUUUUUUUAAAGAUAUUUUUUGGGCAUUUUUAGCUUUUAUUUGAUAGGACAGACAAGUGUGAAGGGGGGAGAGAGAGAGGGCGUGACAUGCAGCAAAGGGCCACAGGCUGGAGUCGAACCCGGGCCGCUGCGGCAACAGCCUUGUACAUGGGGCGCCUGCUCUACCACUAAGCCACUGACGCCCCAGAGCUGGAUGUAUCUUAAGCCAAAGCGCUGUUGUACAGUCUGAUGACAGUGGACACAAAAGAGCGUCUGAAUCGUUCAGUUCUGGGUGGGAGGAUCCGCUGGCUGAAUGAGCUGCCCGUCAGCCACAGCUCAUCGUGCAGAGGGUGAGAAGGAUUGUCCAGGAUUGCACAGAUUUUGUCCUUCACCCUCCUCUCAGCCACUGUCUCCAGACUGUCCAGGUCCAGUCCCACCACAGAGCGGACCUUCCUCACAAGCUUGUUGAGCCUGUUGACCUCACCAGUCUUAACUCCACCCCACCAGCACACUACAGCAAAGAAGAGUGCACUGGCAACCAUAGACUGGUAGAAGGUCUUGAGGAGCCCACUACAGAUGGCAAAUGAUCUGAGUCUCCUCAGGAACAACAUCCUGCUCUGUUCUUUCCUACACAAAAUGAGGUUCUUAAAGGUUCUCCAGGUGCCAGUGACAAGACUCAGGUUCAGCUGAUUUAUAAGUGUUGAGUUUUUUUGUUGAGAAGAAACCGACGGUAGUUCGCCCUCCGCUCCAGCAGGGUUCGCUGUUCGCUUGGCCGCUUCGCUGUGGUCCCAGCGAAGUGUCGUCGACGCGUACUCUCUCUCUUCUCU